Molecule: messenger RNA, 2283 nt
Organism: Scedosporium apiospermum
Lineage: Eukaryota; Fungi; Ascomycota; Sordariomycetes; Microascales; Microascaceae
Product: putative exo-1,4-beta-xylosidase xlnD
Exons: 2
Coding region: 1-2283 (760 amino acids)
Biological process (GO): arabinan catabolic process; xylan catabolic process
Cellular component (GO): plant-type cell wall
Molecular function (GO): xylan 1,4-beta-xylosidase activity; alpha-L-arabinofuranosidase activity
Source: RefSeq, a predicted model, not a curated record
AUGAAGUCUCUCUUGAUGCUCGUCCUGGUUACGAGCGUUACGGUUACUGCUCAAAACCAACGUUUCCCAGAUUGCACCAGUGGCAAUCUAGCGGGGAAUGCAGUGUGCAACACGUCAUUGCCACCGUCCGAACGGGCAGCGGCCCUGGUUGCGGCCAUGACAGCUGAGGAGAAACUGCAGAAUCUAGUCUCCAAGGCGAACGGCGCCAGCCGCUUGGGACUUCCGGCGUAUAACUGGUGGAGCGAGGCGCUUCACGGGGUCGCCUACGCGCCUGGAACGCAAUUCCGAAAUGUUCCGGGGCCCUUCAACUCAUCGACCUCCUUCCCGAUGCCCGUUCUGAUGGCUGCGGCGUUUGAUGACGAGCUGAUUGAGAAGGUUGGAAACGUAAUCGGCAUCGAGGGGCGAGCCUUUGGCAAUGAAGGCUGGUCGGGCAUCGACUACUGGACGCCCAACGUCAAUCCUUACAAGGAUCCUCGCUGGGGCCGCGGCUCCGAGACACCAGGAGAGGACGUGCUCCGAAUCAAGCGCUACGCAAAGUUUAUGAUUCGCGGGUUGGAAGGACCAGAGGAACAGAGAAGGAUUGUGGCCACGUGUAAGCACUUCGCCGCCAACGACUUUGAGGAUUGGAACGGAGCGAACCGGCACAACUUCAAUGCAAAGAUUACACUCCAAGACCUGGCGGAGUACUACAUGAUGCCAUUCCAGCAAUGUGCGCGAGAUUCAAAAGUCGGGUCCAUCAUGUGCGCGUACAACGCCGUGAAUGGAGUCCCGUCUUGCGCAAAUAAGUAUUUGAUGGACACAAUUUUGCGGGGGCAUUGGAAUUGGACGGAGCACAAUAACUACAUAACGAGCGACUGCGAGGCUGUGCUGGACGUGUCGGCGAAUCACCACUAUGCCCGAACGAAUGCAGAGGGGACGGCGCUGUGCUUCGACGCGGGCAUGGAUAUAAGCUGCGAGUACUCUGGAUCAUCCGACAUACCAGGAGCUUGGAGCCAAGGUCUCCUGAAGCAAGCUACAGUAGACAGGGCACUUCGUCGACUUUACGAGGGACUGGUUCGCGCCGGCUAUUUUGACGGCGCAAAGUCAACGCAUGCUUUACUCGGCUGGGGGGAUGUGAACAACCACGAGGCACAGCAGGUCGCUCUCCAGGCAGCUGUUGAGGGCAUAGUGCUGCUCAAGAACGACGGAACCUUGCCUUUGGAUCUUAAGCAGUCGUCCAAGGUGGCUAUGGUUGGUUUCUGGGCCGAUGCACCUGAAAAGUUGUCGGGCGGUUACAGUGGGGCACCGUACUUUUUGCACACGCCCGUGUACGCUGCCAGGCAGAUGGGUUUGGAUGUAAAGGUCGCCACGGGGCCGAUCCUUCAGGAGGCUACAGGCGGGAGUAGCCCAUGGCUUGCAAGCGCGCUGGCGGCUGCGCGCGAUUCGGACUAUAUCUUGUACUUUGGCGGACUGGACACUUCUUCAGCAGGCGAGACCAAGGAUCGGCAGGCGCUGGACUGGCCCACGGCACAGUUGGAUUUGUUGAACAGUCUGGGCAGUCUCGGGAAACCACUUGUUCUGGUGCACAUGGGCGACAUGAUGGAUGACACGCCGGUGCUGGACAUGGAAGGGGUCAGCUCGAUUUUGUGGGCCAACUGGCCCGGCCAGGAUGGCGGAACGGCUGUCAUGCAGCUGAUUAGCGGGCAGAAGAGUCCAUCGGGACGGUUGCCCGUCACGCAGUAUCCGGCCAACUACACCACCAUUAUCCCCAUGACCGACAUGGCAUUGCGUCCGUCGAGCAAAAGUCCUGGCCGCACGUAUAGAUGGUAUCCGACGCCGAUCAAGCCUUUCGGUUUCGGUCUGCACUACACCACCUUCACGGCUACCAUCUUGCCCUCGUUUGCGACACAUUUUACCACCGGAAAUCUUGUCGCCGAUUGUAAGAAUACAUACCUCGACACUUGUGAGUUUCCGGCGCUACCAGUGCAAGUCACCAACGCCGGGAAUCGAACGUCGGACUACGUCGUUCUAGCCUAUCUGUCCGGCAAGUAUGGCCCAGAGCCGUACCCGCUCAAAACGCUCUCAAGCUACUCUCGGCUGCGCAAUGUCACGCCUGGAGAAACAGUCACGAUAAGUCUUGAGUGGACUUUGGGCGAUGUGGCGCGCCAUGAUGAGAAUGGGAAUACGGUUCUAUACCCGGGCGUGUAUACGGUUAUCAUUGAUGAGCCUUCAUUGACGACAAUGACUUUCACGAUUGAGGGCGAUGCUAUUAUGCUGGAUAAAUGGCCUGCGCCUCCAGUCUGA